Ilex paraguariensis (yerba mate) is the source of this 366-nucleotide messenger RNA. Lineage: Eukaryota; Viridiplantae; Streptophyta; Magnoliopsida; Aquifoliales; Aquifoliaceae. The record is from the annotation of a GenBank genome assembly.
GAUCCCGUAAAAGAGCUAGAGCAUGGUCGAGUUUCAGCUGCAGAAUUGGUGCAGGCAGUUCAUGAGAUGCUUUCUGCAGCUGGGAUCAAUAUGGAUGUGGAGAAGCAGUCCCUCUUGCAAACAACGUUAACCUUGAAAGAACAGCUGGAGGAGUCUCAGGCUGCACUCUUGCUUGAACAGGUCUGCUUUUUGUUAUCCUUUAAUAUACUUAUUACUAUCCUUUAAUAUACUAAGGUUACGUCCUACAGCUAAAUCUUUAGUGGAAUAAGCACAUUUAACUAAACUAAUCUGGGACAGAAAAAACUAGAUUGACCUCGAUACGCUGAAGCAACAUAAUUGACCUGAAGAACAAAAGGGGGGGGGGGG